AUGGUUCGAAAUAUCGUCGUCAUUGGGGGCACUUCCCACCCCCAGUUGACUCAGACGAUUUGUGGCAUUCUUGGGAUUCCUCAAGCCGACGUGCUACUGUCAAAGUUUUCUGUCGGCGAGACCAGGGUCGAGAUCAAAGAAUCCGUCCGUGGGAAAGACGUCUACAUUCUUCAAUCCGGCGGCGGAAAAGUGAACGAUCACCUUUUGGAGCUGCUUAUCACCAUUUCGGCCUGCAAAACUGCCUCCGCAAGAAGAGUCACCGCUGUUCUUCCCCUCUUUCCAUACUCCCGCCAGAGUGACAUUCCUUACAACAAGACUGGAGCUCCUCUAGUCAAAUCGUCAGUCGAUGGAAAGACAGGACCCGCAAACGGUUAUACUUUUGAAAGUACCCCCCCAACACCUCAUCCAGGAAAGCCUGAGAGCGGCAGCCUGUUGAAUGGCGUUGAUAAUCUACAAAAGAGUCUCGCAAGGGCGCAAAUAGAAGAGUCUAACGGCAGCCCGGUCAAGAAACGCCAGCCUAACGGAAUCACCCGCAGUGACACCCUCGACUCAUUCAAAUCGGAGAGCAGCAGGUCUACACUUCUUAACGGAAAUGUUAGUGAUGACAGUCAAAACAAAAUCACCAACUUCCAGCCUCAGCCCGGAUACAAGCAAUGGGUGGCUCAGGCGGGCACCCUUGUGGCAGAUCUACUCACUUGUGCUGGUGCGGACCACAUCAUCACGAUGGAUCUCCAUGACCCCCAGUACCAGGGAUUCUUUGAUAUCCCUGUCGACAACCUCUACGGGCGUCCUCUUCUGAAGAACUACAUCAUGCGAAACAUCCCCAACUAUAAGCAAGCCGUCGUCGUUAGCCCAGAUGCUGGUGGUGCCAAACGAGCGACCGCGAUUGCAGACUCUAUGGGUAUGGAGUUUGCUUUAAUCCACAAGGAACGACGCCCUACAAAAAUUACAGACCGCCAAAACGCUACCAUGAUGCUAGUUGGUGAUGUGAAAGAUCGCAUAACCAUUCUAGUUGAUGACCUCGCAGAUACGUCGAAUACUAUCACUCGAGCAGCCAAGCUUUUGAAGAAGGAAGGAGCUUCGAAAGUCUAUGCACUCGUAACACACGGGAUCCUAAGCGGUGACGCUAUUGAUCGCAUCAACGCUAGCGCUCUCGACAAGGUUGUCGUGACCAACAGCGUUGAUCAGGCAGACCACCUGCGACGCUGCCCCAAACUAGAGGUCUUGGAAGUCGGCCACGUUUUUGCAGAGGCCAUCCGUCGUGUCCACCACGGAGAAAGUAUCAGUGCUUUAUUCCAGUAUGACUAG
Messenger RNA from Aspergillus ochraceoroseus IBT 24754, 1308 nucleotides. RefSeq names its product ribose phosphate diphosphokinase subunit PRS5. The coding region runs from base 1 to 1308 and encodes 435 amino acids. Gene Ontology annotation, biological process: 5-phosphoribose 1-diphosphate biosynthetic process; purine nucleotide biosynthetic process. Gene Ontology annotation, molecular function: ribose phosphate diphosphokinase activity; magnesium ion binding. The record is from RefSeq and is a predicted model, not a curated record. Gene Ontology annotation, cellular component: ribose phosphate diphosphokinase complex; cytoplasm. The transcript is spliced from 3 exons. Lineage: Eukaryota; Fungi; Ascomycota; Eurotiomycetes; Eurotiales; Aspergillaceae.